AUGGCUGCCACCUGCCAGAUCGGCCGGACCCUGGCCUCUGUCUUCGGGUGCGGCCGUGAGACCCCCAUCGUGGCCACGACUAGCUUCCACGAUCUCUCCGCCCGUGUGCUCUCGGAGGAUAUGGUGAAGUUCGACAUGUUCAAGGACAAGGUGCUUCUGGUGGCGAACGUGGCAACCAAAUGCCUAACGAAGCAAAACUACGCUGAGUUGGAUGAGCUGUGCAGCGAGCUGAAAGAGGAGCCCUUCGAGCUGCCGCUGGGCCGCAGGCUGGCCUUCCCUUGCAAUCAGUUUGGAAAGCAGGAGGAGGGGAACGGAAAUGGUCAUGCCACGUACCAGGGAAAGCCGGAAGAUAUCGGCAACUUCAUCACAGGCAAACUCCCAAAGGCGAACUUCACCAUCUUCCAGAAGAGUCACGUGAACGGCAAGGCCACGCAUCCUGCGUGGCACUUCUGCCGGUACAAUGCGGAGGAGACCCGAAGGGGUAAGUAUAUGCUGCCCAUCCCGUGGAAUUUCGCGAAGUUCCUCCUGGACAAGGAGGGCCGAGUCUACAAGUACUACAGUCCCAAGUCCUGGCCUUGGUCGAAAGGCCAGUCGACCAAUUGA
Messenger RNA from Effrenium voratum, 603 nucleotides. The record is from the annotation of a GenBank genome assembly. NCBI's taxonomy places the organism in Eukaryota, Dinophyceae, Suessiales, Symbiodiniaceae.